AUGGCCAAUCGCUUGCAACUUAGCAAAUCUAAAUCCACAACAAUAAUUUCGGGAAUAGGAGCAUCUGAUAUUUUAUCAAAGGAAAACGUUAUUUUGUACAUGCAGGCCUCUGAUGGGUCCUAUUCCACAUCGCUUUCGGCUGUCAUUGUGCCAACCAUCACAACAUUGCAGCCUGAAACAAAUUUGUCGAACGUUAAGUGGAAUAUUCCGGCAAAUAUCACGUUAGCGGAUCCUUCAUUUUUUCGCCCACAGAAGAUUGACUUAUUAAUUGGUGUAAGUUUAUUCUUCGAACUAUUAUGCGUGGGGCAAAUUUGUCUGAAACAAGGCCUUCCAAUAUUGCAAAAAACAAGACUAGGAUGGAUUGUGGCAGGAAAGGUUGAAGUCGGGUCUUCGAAAGCAGUAGUCUGCGCUGCUACUUCAAGUAACUACGCGGACACUUCAUUAAACGAUUUAGUCAAAAGUUCUUGGGAGAUAGAAGACUGUGCUGAGGAAAACAUAAAGCGUACUAAAGAGGACCUGAACUUGGUGCGGGCGAAGCUCAAAUGCAUGGAUUUUGUGACGCUAGUAUGGCAGCUUACGGAGCGUGCGUUUACGUUCGAGUAA
Rhagoletis zephyria (snowberry fruit fly) is the source of this 603-nucleotide messenger RNA. RefSeq lists its product as uncharacterized. NCBI's taxonomy places the organism in Eukaryota, Metazoa, Arthropoda, Insecta, Diptera, Tephritidae. The record is from RefSeq and is a predicted model, not a curated record.